AUGGCCUCUUCCGAUAUUCUGUCGCAAGCCCUUUCCUCCAUCACGUCGAUAAAAUUAGAGGAGCUAUCUAUUCAGCGAUCUACUUUUGAAAAUGCCAAAGCUGAGCUCUUGAAAGCUGUCGACGCCGAGGCUAAUCAGACCGAGAAAGUUCGCAUGCUCGUCGACCGUAUCGAGAGUUUCCCGUCCAUAAGCAAGGUCAAACUAGGUGACAAUGCUCCCAUCUCCCUCAACAACAUUAAAAAAUUUCUAAAGCAAGCUCGCUAUGAUCCUUCUGUCUCUAUGGAACUACAGAAAAGCUGGCAAAUCAAACUCCAGGAAGCCCUUGAUGGCCACUCCCGCCGUUACGAAUACGCUUCUCUGUACGGAAAUCUGGUGAGCGAAUGGCUUUCUGCGUCGGAAGAUGGUGCAGGCUCUUCGGCUGGUAAAAGCACAGUUGAGGAAGUAGGACGCAAUGAAAUGCACGAACAGCGUAGAACCUGGGAGGACUAUGUCUUCAAGGCUCAUGAGACCGAUUCUUCCGCAGUCGACAGUUACCUCAAAGCAUUCUGCCGCGUCAUGACGGAGUUUGCUAAUCUCAUGGGUCUCAAGUUCAACAAGGAGAAGACUGGAAGUGUCAAAAUCACCAGAAAGGGCGAGAAGCUGGAUAAAGUUGCCGCCGGCCUCCCAAAGGGUGAUGUUCGCUGGGGACUUCUGAAGCUUGACUUGGUCACUGGACGAUUUGUCAUCGACCAAGACAGCGUAGAUGAACACAUCGAAGAACUCCAGCUUCAGCUCAGAGCCUGCAAAUCGGUAAUUGAAUGGAUCCAAGUCUGGAAUCUCUACGGCGUCCGCUAUUUUACUACCAACUUUGGCCGGCUAGCCAAUUGUUUCGGUCAGGUACAUGUCGAAAUGAUACUUGAGACUUUCACACGAAUUCAGAGUCAACUUUUUGCUUCCACCGGCGGAAGCGUUACUUCCACCCUUAAGAAAAUGAUAGCCGACCGAUUUGGAGUGAAGGAUAUUCCGGAAGGCUAUCUAUACUUUCCUAUGUCAAUGGGCGGACUGGAUCUCAAGAGUCCUUUCGUAGGCCUUAAUCUUAUUCACGAUACCGUCGCCAGGAAUCCUGAUACCUAUAUGGAUGACUACUUCACUAAUGAGGAGAGCGAAUAUCGUAAGGCCAAGAUGCUCUUUGAUAAUGGUACGAUUCCAGGCCUCUCAGUUGCGCUCAGGUAUUCGGUCGAUAGAAAACCAUUCAUGUCUUUUGAGGAGUAUACACGGUACAGGGAGCAGACCUCUAGGAACCUCCGUGAGACCUAUGUCGCCUUGACUGCUAAACCAGAAACGAAAAAUGUCGACCAGACUAGCGAUGUUUCAAGCCUUAUUUCCUCUUCUGACUGGAAAUCGUUACAGCCAUCUCAGCAGUGGAUCAUCCAACUAUAUGCUGCUGAUAUGAUUUCACGCUUUGGCGAAUUGAACGUUGUGGAGAAAGGUAUGCUUCCAACAGGCAUGGUGAGCGCGUUUAGAGAGAGUCGGUUUAAGUGGUAG
Messenger RNA from Venustampulla echinocandica, 1524 nucleotides. RefSeq lists its product as uncharacterized. Bases 1 to 1524 code for a protein of 507 amino acids. The record is from RefSeq and is a predicted model, not a curated record. The transcript has 2 exons. Lineage: Eukaryota; Fungi; Ascomycota; Leotiomycetes; Helotiales; Pleuroascaceae.